This is a messenger RNA of Candidula unifasciata, 205 nucleotides long. The record is from the annotation of a GenBank genome assembly. Lineage: Eukaryota; Metazoa; Mollusca; Gastropoda; Stylommatophora; Geomitridae.
AGUACCGUAUUUUGGGAAAGAAAGGGGAGGGAACAUUUUCUGAAGUUCUGAAAUGUCAAAACAUUAAAGACGGAUCCUUCAGGGCCUGCAAAAAGAUGAAACAGACUUACGAGAGUAUAGAGGAAGUCAACAACUUGCGAGAAAUUCAAGCAAUGAGACGCCUGUCUCCACAUCCAAACAUUCUUGAGCUGCAGGAAGUCCUCUU